AUGUCGGACACCUACGUCGCUGUCGUCGUAAUGGUCGCGAUGGCUUCUUCCCUGCGCAUUGCUGCUGCUGCCGCCACUGACGGCGGCCGCCGGGAGCGCGCCGCGGCGACGGUGGCGGAGAUCCUGUCGGUGCACAACGAGGCGCGGCGCGGUGGCGUGGCGCCGCUGAGCUGGAGCGCGGGCGUCGCGGCGACCGCGUACGCCAGGGCGUACGCGCGGUCCCGCCGCGGCGACUGCGCGCCCCGGCGGUCGCCGCUGUUCUACUUCGGCGAGAACGCGUUCGUCGGGAAGGGGCGGCGGCUGAACGCGACGGCGCUGGCGGCGGCGUGGGUGGACGAGGGCCGGCGGUGGUACGACUACGGGAGCAACACGUGCGCCGCGCCGCCGGCGCCGGCCGCCGGCGCAGGGUCGUGCGAGCGGUACACGCAGGUGGUGUGGCGGAACACGACGCAGCUCGGCUGCGGCCUCGUCGUGUGCGGCUCCGGCGACACGCUGCUCGUGUGCGACUACUUCCCGCCGGGGAACUAUGGCACCGGGCGGCCCUACUGA
Messenger RNA from Oryza brachyantha (malo sina), 549 nucleotides. Its product is annotated as pathogenesis-related protein 1-like. The record is from RefSeq and is a predicted model, not a curated record. NCBI's taxonomy places the organism in Eukaryota, Viridiplantae, Streptophyta, Magnoliopsida, Poales, Poaceae. Gene Ontology annotation, cellular component: extracellular region.